AUGGCAAGGCUAACCAUAGCUUGCAGCUUCAUCCUGCUGAUCACCACCACCAUAAACCAUCCUUUUGCCGCUGCUCGAAGCCUAAGCAAUUCAAAGCCAUCACACCCUCACAAUCACCUUCACAAACUCACAUUCCUAAUGAGAGAUGUGCUCAUGAAUGUGACACAACCCUCAUCCAAGACCAAACCAGCAACCACCAAAGUGAUAAGUCCUGAGCUGCCAUUUUCGAAACCACUAGGAGUAUUUCCUCCAAAUGGAGGAGUCCCCAUCUCAGAAAUCAACCCCAUGCAUCCUACUACUCCAGUUUCGGGAUUCUCCACUCAAACGCUAGAUUUAUCCAGCAUUGGACUAUUUUUUCCUGCUAGAGCCACACUGCAAGAACUGGAGUUUGGGGAAGUAACUGUGAUCGAUGAGGACAUAUUUGAAACUUUUACUUCAGGGUAUGGUUCACUGGUCAUUGGAAAAGCACAGGGGAUAUAUGUUGCAAGCUCUGAAGAUGGGAGUAGCCAUAUGAUGGCCAUGACUGCACAUUUUGCCAAUAAUCAAUUUAAGGAUGGAUUGAGACUUUUCGGGGUUCAUCGCAGGGAUGUGCAUGAUGAAUCGCAUAUUUCUGUUGUUGGUGGCAUUGGGAAGUAUGUGGGUGCAAAUGGCUAUGCAACUGUUAAGACAGUGAAAACUGAAGAAGCAGCCAGCAAGAUGUUCAAGCUCAAUGUCUAUCUCAGCUAG
This is a messenger RNA of Fragaria vesca subsp. vesca, 726 nucleotides long. RefSeq lists its product as uncharacterized. The record is from RefSeq and is a predicted model, not a curated record. Bases 1 to 726 code for a protein of 241 amino acids. The transcript has a single exon. NCBI's taxonomy places the organism in Eukaryota, Viridiplantae, Streptophyta, Magnoliopsida, Rosales, Rosaceae.